Brenthis ino (lesser marbled fritillary) is the source of this 1701-nucleotide messenger RNA. The record is from the annotation of a GenBank genome assembly. NCBI's taxonomy places the organism in Eukaryota, Metazoa, Arthropoda, Insecta, Lepidoptera, Nymphalidae.
AUGGAGAAUAAUUAUACAAACCUCGAACCGUCUUUGGACAAACAUUUAAAAGGACAUCGUAAUAGCGUUACAGCUUUGUUUUAUAAUCCUAAUGAAAAGCAAUUGGCAAGUAGUUCAUUGGAUAAUAGCGUUUUACUAUGGGAUCUUCGUGGUAAUAUGAGGAGCUAUAGAUUCCAAGGUCAUGAUGAGGCGGUGAUGGAUGUAACAUUUUCUCCAUCAGGAAAGCAUAUGGCUUCUGCAUCUCGUGAUAAAACUGUUAGAGUGUGGGUGCCUACAGUUACAGGUAGCAUAGGAAUGUUUAAAGCUCAUUCUCAAACUGUACGCUCUGUUCAGUUUAGUCACGAUGGAUCCAAGAUAAUAACUGCAUCGGAUGAUAAAAUUGUAAAAAUUUGGUCUAGUGAUAAACAUAAAUUUCUAGCAUCAUUUGUGGGACAUACAAACUGGGUACGAAGAGCUUGCAUGUCUCAUGAUGGAUCCAUAGUAGCCUCCUGUUCUGAUGAUAAGACCACUAAGCUUUGGAAUCCUGAUAGUGGUGAAUGCAUACAUACCUAUAAAGAUCAAAAAGGUUAUGGACUGUAUCUGGCCUGGCAUCCAUCCAGCUGCUACAUAGCUGUUGGAACUUCUCAUGGGAAUGUAAAACUAUAUGAUAUAAGGACUCAUAAUCUAGUUCAAUAUUAUAGUAUACAUAGUGAUGCAGUAACUCAAUUAGCAUUUCACCCAAGUGGCAGUUAUAUAUUGACUUCUAGUAAAGAUGGCAAAAUGAAGAUUUUAGAUUUACUGGAAGGACAUCCAAUAUUUACACUGAGUGGUCACAGUGGUUCUGUAAAUGCUGUUGCCUUUUCUCCAAGUGGAUUAGGCUUUGCUUCAGCUGGCGAUGAUAAAUUGGUGUUUAUUUGGAGAACAAAUUUUACUGAAUUAGGAACUGAUACUAAAGAGAAUGAUGAACAGAAUGAAAUGUCUACUUCAAGGUCAAAAGCUUCUAAAGGUGUGAAGAUUUGGUAUCAGUGCUACCAUAGUACAAAGUAUCCAGUUAUAUCAUUUGAGCAUGUCGAUAAUCCAGAAAUGACUGAAGAUUCUAUAAGAAAUUCAAGUUUCCAUAGUAGUCAUCCUAAUGCAAACAGUACAAUGAUAGGUUCACAACAACAGAGUCAGAAUCAAGGCUCACUUCAGCCAUCUUCCUUGCCAAUUGAUCACUCUCGAAGAGUCUUUAAUCAAACACUACCUGAGCCUCACAAGGAAUGCCAAUCUGUUGAAUGCUCAUCAUACAAUGUAGGGCACAUAAGUCACAUUCCUCGUACUCCACCUAGUCCAGCCACUUACACCAUACCAACAAUGAUAAACCAAUCUAUGAGUGUUGAAAAAAAUGAAGAAGAUAUAUUUGGUAUGAUUAAAUUGGGAGACAAUGAUGUUUGUUAUACAAGUGGUACAAUAGAAUGGGUAGGUCGAAAAAGAAAUUUUCCUAUUAAUAGUGGCUUCAAAACUUUAAAUCCAAAUCAGAAAGACAUGAAUGAACCAUUUACAAAAAAAAUUAAACUGAAUAAGACUUUCACAAGUGGAAGGAAUAGAAUAAAGGAAUGUGAUUGUGCUGAUGUGCUACCUACUGUCAAUGCUAUUGUAGACCAUUUGAAUGCACUUCAUGAAGCAGUUGAUCUUGUCGAUUUAAGACUUAAUACUUUAGAAGAUGUUAUAUCCAGGGAUGAC